AAGAAAAUUAUAACCCAAUAGAGUGGUUAGAAACAGUAAACAGAGUUUUUGAGGCUAAUAAUAUUGUGAGAGCAAGAAGGCUAUCUGUGGUUGAUGCUUACUUGUUUGGUCUUACUGCUUUCUUUUGGAAAAAUCAUAGAAAACAAAAGCCCCAAAUUUUAUUUUGGAGUAAUGAACAGGCUUUGAAACAAA
This is a messenger RNA of Racocetra persica, 192 nucleotides long. Lineage: Eukaryota; Fungi; Glomeromycota; Glomeromycetes; Diversisporales; Gigasporaceae. The record is from the annotation of a GenBank genome assembly.